AUGGGAACCUUUAAGAUCCUCCUCACGCUGGCGAUGGUGACAACGGCGCUCUCGCUGCCGACGCUGCAGACGCCACUGAAGCCGGAAGGAACCCCGGACCGGCUGGCGCAGCCCGUCACCCACGCAAGUCCUGAUGUCACUGUCUCUGUCGAACCCAAGUCUUCUGGCGAAUCGAAACAGGGAGAACGACUAGAAGGCGUCCGAUCAGUGAGCAAUGACCCAUCUCUGACGACCAAGAAACAGAGUGCGAGUGACGGCUCUGCUGUUCAAGCCACUCAGCACGUCGACACUCAUGACACAGCGGGCAAGGACUCCGUUGUUCAGCUUAAAAAGUCAGUAAAGCUGAAUAAUGAUGAAAAGCCCACGUUAGUCAAAGACGAGGCUAAAAGCGAUACGAAAGACACUGUUUCCCAUGACAAGCCUCUCGAGAGCCCAAAAGUUGAACUCAGCAACGAUGCCACAACUGCCAGUCCUUCAGCUGCCACGCCACAAGAGGCUGCAAAGCCGUUGAAGGGAAUAAUAGAGGAUGUGAAAGAUUUUGGAGCCCUGAAUGACGCUGUUGAACUGCCCAAGGACGUCACCUUGUCUGAUGACAACAGCAAUACUCAUGUAACCAAUACUGACGAUGGACACAAAUCUACCGACAAGGUUGAAUCGACGCCUGUGGUAGAUGAUGUAUCAAACACUGAGCUUACGCCAGGGCACCUAGAAUCUACGAACACCAACGCUGAUGUUACUAAGCAAGGAGAAUACGCCGUUACUGAAGAUGGCAAAAAGUCGAGCGAGGCUUCUGCUGUGACCCUACAUGAGGUCACUACAGUGAUAUCCGCAACAAAUGAAAACCGUCCAGGAAAUUGCCACAAAAUUAGCAAACGCGAGGACACUAAGCAUGAGUAUGAAAAAGACACUAUAGCUCAUGCUAUGAGUAACACUGGCAGUCCUAAAACAAAGGCAUCCAAGUCAGAUAUAUCAAAGCCCGCACACGUCAAGAUGGACGCGCACAAGUCCCCUAAACCACACAGCAAAACUAUACAGGAAACUGCUGACGAAAUGAAGCCUACAGGCUUUAAGACCUCCAGGGAAAUUGCCAGCCCAGAUACACCUGAAAUAAAUGCUCAGGAAUUAGACAUUGCAGAGGCCAAACAGACACCCGACACAGUUGUGAGCGGUUCCAGCCAAGUGGACCCUUCGACACAAGUUUCACCUGUAGUUUCGCCAGCCUCCGCACCUCAAGCCGCAGUUCCAACAUCUGACGCAGAAACACCGUCAACGUCGACCGAUAACACCGCCAAAAAUCAAACGGCGACUGCAACUGAAAGUGGCGGCGGCUUUAAUCCUUUUGGACCGAUCAGAAGUGUCUUUCAGCCCAUCAUUGACGUUGCAGCUUCCGUGAGGGAUCAGAUACGACCAGUAAUCGGAGCUGCACUCUCACCUGUUUUAGGUCCCCUCAGUCCAGGAAAAGGUGGAGCGACUCAAAAUGUCUCCGCUACUACGGUUGCGCAACCAUCAACAUCGGAAGGUAGUGCGACGUCUCCAGCAAACCCCACAGGUGUUGAAGAGCCACACAGGGAAACGCAAACUGUUGUCCCUGCUGAGACAGCUUCAUCGACGACUGUUCAGGAUAGCGCAGCUCCCGAGGUCAGAACACACGAGACUGGCGCUGAGACGGACGCCAAAACAGUGGCUCUCCCAGCCCUGGAAGCCAAUCGCAACGGAUCCCAGACCCCGUUGAGCCCAUUCCCGGCGCUUUUCGAUCCGGUUGCCGCGAUCAACCGCUUCACCAAGCCAGCAGUGGACGCUGCUACCAACGUACGUGACCAAGUGCGACCCGCCUUCGAAGCCGCCGUGGCGCCCAUCGUUGACGCGCUGAACCCGACCAAGGAAGCGGCAGACUCCAACGCCACAGUCGUUUCUUCUGAGCCGCAGCUGCGGGCAUCGGACGACAUGACCGAGAUCGCGGCCGAAGAGCCGAUGCAGCCGCACAAGCGUCGCUACUCCAAUUACAAGCUGUUUACCGUUUACAUCGGUAAUGACACUACAACCUUGGAUGUCAUCAGCGCACUCAGAGAAAAUACGGAGGUUGACUUUUGGAGUGCGCCCACACUGAAUCGCAAUGUGAGCAUCCUGAUUCCUCCGGGACUGAUUGAAAAAGUAGAAAAUAUACUCAAGAACGCUGGCAUAGAGUACCACAUCAUCACGGACGACAUACAACGGUGGAUAGACAGAGAAGAGGAAGAAAAUCAGCCUGGUGUUUUUUUAGAACAGAGAGAUAUAACACACUACGCUUUUGACAAAUAUCACCGUGUCGAAGAGAUAACAGGGUACUUGGACCUCUUGGCACAAAAGCACAGCCACAUUGCCACAGUGAGAAAUAUCGGAAUGACCCAGGAAGGAAGGCCGAUCAAAGGAGUGAUUCUGAGCACCGGAAGUAACCGGCCGGUCCUUUGGUUCGACGGUGGCAUCCACGCGCGCGAAUGGGUAUCACCGGCGUCGCUGCUUUACUUUCUGCACAAAAUGACAACGGGCUAUGGUUCAGACAGCACCAUCACGACGAUUUUGCAGACCUUCGACUUCUACAUCUUCCCCGUCGUUAAUCCCGACGGAUAUGCGUAUACUUUCACGUCGGAUCGCCUUUGGAGAAAAAACAGAUCUGGUGGUAGGCGAGGAUGCAGAGGUGUCGAUCCGAACAGGAACUUUGCUUCAGCUUUCGGAGGGGCUGGAACAAGCGGUCAUCCGUGCUCAGAUAUCUAUCGAGGCGGGCAGGCAUUUUCUGAGGCUGAAAGUCGUGCCAUACGUGACGCCAUUCUCGAGCUAGGAUCUCGAAUCAAAGGGUAUGUCACAGUCCACUCGUACAGUCAACUCAUCAUGGUGCCGUAUGGGCACGGCCGUGGCACCUAUACCAGGGAUUAUGCCGACCAGAUGUCAGCAGCACGGGCUGUCUCCAGAGCUAUACAGGUCCGUUCUGGUGUAUAUUAUCAAGUGGGAACCAUUUCAAGCCUUCUAGGCCCUGCAGCUGGGUCGUCUAGCGAUUGGGUCUACGACGGCGCAAAAAUCAAAUACUCCAUAGCUGUCGAAUUGAGGGACAAGGGACGCUAUGGCUUUUUAUUGCCGAAUUUCCUCAUUGUGCCAACAGCAGACGAAGCAUCGGAGGGCUUCAAAGCUCUCGCCAAGUUCAUCGCAAGAAGAGAGCUCAACAAGUCAAGGCGAAAGAACCUGUCCGCGGGCGGAAUCUUGACCGUGCCGCUCACUCAGCGGGACCUCCUCGUGCACCCAGACGUCUACGUCGGUGCAUCGGUCGCCCACGGCAGCAGUCGGGGGAGCAGCGUAGUUCCAGUUCAUCGCCGCCCGGAAGCCAGCACUUGCGGUCUGCUGUCGUGGACACUGUUUGCCAUCUUCAGCGCCUGCAAUGCGAGAGUCAGCUUCCAAGGGCACAAGCUCGUCAGAGCCUAUCUAAACUCAAUGUCCUCCGUCGAGUUGCUUCGAGACCUGCAGACGAACAACACUCAUCUGGACUUCUGGGACGAUCCUGUCUCACCCGAUCAGAACGUCACCAUACGCUUGCCUCCAUCGGAAGCUUUUACGUUCGAAAAACGUCUCGAACUUGGCGGAAUACAGUACACUGUUCUCACUGAGAAUUUGCAAGAGUGGAUUGAUCGGGAAAGAAAUGAUAAUCAAGGAGAUGGAGAUAUUUACCCUAGGGACGCUGAUAGCUUCCGUAUUGACAUGUACCAUACUCUAGACGAGAUAUACGGAUUCCUGGAUUCAUCUGUCCAAAAGUUUCCCAGCCUCGUCAGCCGUGUCACCAUCGGGAAAACGGAAGAUGGAGCGGCGAUUCGUGGAGUCAAGAUCAGCUCCGGGGGCAACUCCAGCCGGCCAGCCAUAUGGAUCGACAGUGGUAUCCACGCCCGCGAAUGGAUCUCCACAGCCUCAGCGCUGUACAUCAUUGACCGCUUGCUCAAGAACUACAAUGACAGCGACGACGUUACAAAAUUGGUUGACACCUUCGAUUGGUACAUAUUUCCUGUCAUUAAUGCGGACGGAUACAAGUACACCUGGACCACUCAUCGGCUGUGGCGAAAGAACAGGGUGAGAAACGUGGGAAGCCUCUGCCGUGGAGUGGACCCGAAUCGAAAUUUUGACGUGCGCUUUGGCCUGGCAGGUUCGAGCGCCAACCCCUGCGCGGAAAACUUCGCCGGCACGUAUCCGUUUUCGGAGCCCGAGAGUCGGGCCAUCAGAGACGGCAUCAACAACCUCAAGGACAGGCUCAAGGCGUAUAUCAACCUGCACUCGUACAGCCAAAUGGUCAUGAUACCAUACGGCUACUCUAAAGGAUACACCAGCGACUACAAGUCCCAGUACGAGGCUUUGGAGAAGUUGGUGACUGCCAUCAGAAAGCGGAACAGCGCCUUUUAUCGCCACGGCACAGCAGGACAGACGUUGUACAUCACGUCGGGUGCGGCGCUGGACUGGGUAUAUGACAAGGCCAAGGUGAAGCACACGUUCGUCGUCGAGUUGCGCGACCGUGGCCUGUUCGGCUUCAUCCUGCCGCGCGAGUUCAUCACGCCGACGGGAGACGAGCUUUUCAGUGGUGUGAAGGCCCUCGCCUUCCACAUCAUCAAGGCCGAACUGAAAUCCCGAUGAAAGCACGCCCCCGACACUACCGCAGGUGUCGGUCUGCAGGCAGACCGCCCUACUGCCCGCGCUUUUUGCGCCUCCAGUUCUUAACUAUUGCAGAAAAGUUCAAACUAUGCAGAAACUGUACGAUGACGCUGUCAAAAAUUUAGGACGCACCUGCGCAUGCGUAGUUCAGACGGCAAGUUGCGAAGGAAACCUUAAGCCUAUCACAUCGACGAGCAAGUUGGCCGUUCAAUUAAAAGGGAGAAACAAAAAGAGAGUGAAUAUAUGUUCUGAAAGGCAGCGAGGUCGGUCUGAACUAGCUUGCCCUGUGUUGUGGCUCUGCACUGGGGAAUGGCGACGGGAAGGAAAGCAGUUGUCAGGAGAGAGAGAGGGAAGUGCGCACAUAUAACUCCACCAGGGCGGCAUUUUUCUGAGCCCAGUCCAAUGUCGACAAUGUGUGGUAAUAAUUUUGCAGGAAGCUUGGUUAUCUGCCUUACUUCGAGUGUUUUUAGGAAAGAAGUGCGGGGUGCGAAACAUUCAAAUCGUUGACCUAUAAGAAUAUCGACGGUUGAGAAAAACUUCUCACAUGUAAUAACUGCACGACGCAGCGGCGAUGGACGAGACAUAGGUAGUUCGACUUUGUUGGUGAUAGGCAGACAGCUAUAAAAUUAUUCGCAUACUAGGUGUCAUAUACUGCUUUUGUUUUGUUAUGUUUAGGUUGCAGCAAAUGGCAGCUGGCAGCUGCGCCUGGCAGGUAUGCCUGAGAUGCGGGGAAGGUGUUGGUCUGCCCAUUCUGUGUGUUAGAGCUGAUAUUCCUGCAUCCCGUGCCUUAAUUUCAAUGUAACGUGUACAAUUACAUUCGCGUGAACGUAAAUUGAGCACUGUCCGUCUGGCAUAAUCCGGACUGCGAACAAUUGUUCAACAUUGCAACUUCUUGGUUUGAACCAGCAACCUAAACCGAAAUGCGUCCCGCCAGAACCCGUUCUCAGAAUGUCCAGAAUAUAUCCAUAAAUCAAGUGUGGGACUGCAUUUUUUUUAAAAUUUCGAUCCAUAGAAAAUGGUGCACUUCUAUUUUUGUCGAUGACAUCACUAUGACCUACGCAGUAAGACAACAUUGGCAACAUUAAGCAUAGGUGCACAGUGAUGUUGUUUGAACUUAUUGUUUCAUUUUUAAAUAGAUCUCGCCACAAAGAAAUGUAAUGCAGCAGCUGUUUGUACUAUUCAGUGGCCUCCCGACCUCCUUAAGUUGACAGUCAUGAUUCAUUUAAAUUAUUCAGAUCUCAACUGCUCCUCAUUGAUCACUCAUUAAAGAGAAGAAUGUGCUAUUCCUAUAUCACGUUUGAAUGUCGGCAUGAAUUUGUAGCAGCUGUUUCAAAGGUGGAUUUUCCAUCCAUUUUGCUUCCUAUUUUGCCCGACAUUUCUACACAUUAUAAAGAUGAUAAAGAAUAUUGAGUGUCACUUGUUC
Molecule: messenger RNA, 6082 nt
Organism: Dermacentor albipictus
Lineage: Eukaryota; Metazoa; Arthropoda; Arachnida; Ixodida; Ixodidae
Source: RefSeq, a predicted model, not a curated record